Molecule: messenger RNA, 464 nt
Organism: Staurois parvus
Lineage: Eukaryota; Metazoa; Chordata; Amphibia; Anura; Ranidae
Source: the annotation of a GenBank genome assembly
AGGAGAUGACCGGAGACUGCGGACACAGUACAGGAGAUGACCAGAGACUGCGGACAUAGUACAGGAGAUGACCGGAGACUGCGGACACAGUACAGGAGAUGACCAGAGACUGCGGACACAGUACAGGAGAUGACCAGAGACUGCGGACAUAGUACAGGAGAUGACCAGAGACUGCGGACACAGUACAGGAGAUGACCAGAGACUGCGGACAUAGUACAGGAGAUGACCAGAGACUGCAGACAUAGUACAGGAGAUGACCAGAGACUGCGGACACAGUACAGGAGACGACCGGAGACUGCGGACAGUACAGGAGAUGACCAGAGACUGUGGACACAGUACAGGAGAUGACCAGAGACUGCAGACAGUACAGGGGAUGACCAGAGACUGCGGACAUAGUACAGGAGAUGACCAGAGACUGCGGACACAGUACAGGAGAUGACCAGAGACUGCGGACACAGUACAGG